Molecule: messenger RNA, 855 nt
Organism: Ceratina calcarata
Lineage: Eukaryota; Metazoa; Arthropoda; Insecta; Hymenoptera; Apidae
Exons: 2
Coding region: 303-743 (146 amino acids)
Source: RefSeq, a predicted model, not a curated record
CAAAAUAUAAUUACAUGUUGUAUCACUAUUUUCCCAGUGUGAUAUUUAAAACGCUAGCUAAUUCUAAAGUGAAGCUAAGUAGUAGCAUAGAGUUUUCACAAAAAUGUUAUAUUUUGGCUUCACAUGCAUCCAUUUUUAAGAAUCAUUGCUCAAAUUAAAGCUAAAGGUCUCAAAAAUAUGGAUAGUCUAUUUAAAAAGAUAUAACAUUAUUAUUUAUAAUAAAAAUUCAUAUAAAGUAAGACUGUUCCAACAAUUAUAAGUAAAACUUUCAACUGCAUCCUUUACUCCUGACUUGACCAGUCAUGAUCAAGCAUCAUGUGUGUUUACAAGUCGCAGAGGAUGAUAGAACAGUUGGAAAUUCAAGCAAAAAUCCACAAUUACAAGAGGAGACUUUUAAUUUAGAAGAAUAUAUAAUAUGUUUGAGAAAUGAAAGAAAGGAAUGGUUAGAGACUCUAAAAGAAAGGAAGAGGCAAAGAAGGGGUCUUAUGAAGAAAAAAUUAUCUGUAGAAAGCCAAGGUCAGCAUUUGGAUUACAGUGUUUUAACGGAACAUGAAAAAGCUUUUGUUUCUGCUAAGCCAAAUUAUCAUGAUAUUUAUAAAAACUAUAAAAAGUUAUCAGACAUCAGUUUAAAAACCCAAUUAUUACGUUCUCUGGUCUAUAAACUAAAUCGAAACUUUAUUUUGCAAAUGGAAGGAAGGCUACAGGGAGCUACUAAGAAAAUUAUUAAAGAAUCGGUGUCAUGAUACAUAACCAGUAUUAGUGAGUGCUAUGAUCUUUAGAAUGAGCUGUGGCAAUAAAAAUAUAAUUUUGUAAUGAAAAUACUUAUUAAAAUAAAUAUAUUUACAUUUAAAUGAA